AUGCCAGUUUCAAACCGCAAAAAGGUCAAAGAGACCCGAGAGACCCUUCAGAAGUACAUCGAGAGCUUCAAACGGUUCCAGGCAGACUAUCCGUACUGUCGGAUCGACCAGAUCCUGAAGCCCAUGGGCGGUCACUCGUUCAGGCUCCUGGACGAGCGGCUGCUUAUGGUGAUCCCCCAGAUCAACCGCGUUACUUCAAUCCUCCGAACGAGAUUUUUGAGCUUCGAAAUGAAGCAGUACCCCUCCUGCAGGGAAAAUCACAACACCGCCUGGGAAGCCCGCCGCCUCCGCGACAGUGUCAUCAACACUAUCAAGGGCAUGAGAAGCAACGUCGCCGCCGUCAAGAUUCUACCUAGCCUCAAGCAGCGACUCGAACAAUAG
Messenger RNA from Oikopleura dioica, 381 nucleotides. Lineage: Eukaryota; Metazoa; Chordata; Appendicularia; Copelata; Oikopleuridae. The record is from the annotation of a GenBank genome assembly.